AUGAAGAAUUCGGCUUUCUUUGCCGCCACCCUAGCCGCCGUCGCGGCCAGCGCUACGGGCAUCGACGAUGCGGACAAGGUCAACUGCGCCAGGCCCAACGCAAACUACUGCAUCGGUGGAGACAUCAUCCUGCGCUGCGACGAGAAUAGCAUCGGCACCAAGGGCCGCUGCUCCGCCAACGUCUCUGGAUACCCGCCUUUUGGGGGCACCGCCGAGUGCUUCGAGAGCUCCGAGGAGGCAGGCGACGCUGCUUGCCAGAAGAACUGCGUCGUCUAUGCUGAGCCCUCCUUCACCCUGCCCGCCGAUCGGUGCACGCCGAGCUAUAUCCCAACCCCGGUACGCCGAGCCGUCACCAAUGCCGAAAGCGACAUGAUGAGCAUCCCGGAAGGCACAAACCUUGUCACCGCCGAUGACCCGGCCACGGACUCUGUCGACUUUGCUACUGUCACUGGUACCAUGUCCAUUCCCGAGGGCUCUCUUGCCAUUCCCGACGACCCCGUCACCGUCACCGGCGAUACCAUGUCCAUCCCCGAGGGCACCCUCUCCAUUCCCGAGGGCACUUUGCCUGUUCCUACUUCCGCAAGCACCAGCACCAGCCAUGCUGCGACUACGGGAAGCCUCACGGAGCAGACUCGAACCCCUACAGCCACAAUGCCCUCCGGCCGGCCAUCAACGCGGCCUACGGGUACUGCGGCGACUGAAAGCCAGAUGGUGACGCGAACGACGGCAGCGACGACGGCAGCGACGGCAGUGACGACGACGGCGAAGACCGCAUUAGCGCACGCGAACCGCGUCACCGGCCUGCUGCUUGCUGCCGGAAUAGUCGCCGUCUACCUCCUUUAA
This is a messenger RNA of Drechmeria coniospora, 843 nucleotides long. RefSeq lists its product as uncharacterized. The coding region runs from base 1 to 843 and encodes 280 amino acids. NCBI's taxonomy places the organism in Eukaryota, Fungi, Ascomycota, Sordariomycetes, Hypocreales, Ophiocordycipitaceae. The record is from RefSeq and is a predicted model, not a curated record. The transcript is spliced from 2 exons.